AUGGAUCAGAGCGAGGCCUUCCUCGUGGACAUUCUCGACCUCUCGAGCUUCGACUUCUCAAUACAGUGGUCAUCACAGGAAACCGAGAUCCUCGCGACGCUACUGCAACCCAUUGACGAGUCGCCGCCGCAGUCUGCCGACGACCUCGCGACCUUGCCGCCGUCCAAGGUGAAGCACAACCUCGCGCUCAAGCGGUACCGCAAGAAGAAGCGCGACGAGAUGCAGCAGCUGAAGGAAGCCGUAAGUGAUCUCGAGCUACGCCUCUUGCAGCUGCAGAUGGCCAAGGCCGCGUCCGACUCGCUCCAGCCGCCGACCAAGUGGCAACAACUCGCGGUGAACGAGCGGCAGCGCGAGAAGCAGGCGUGGACCGAGAACGAGAAUCUGCGCAAGCUUGUGAAGGAGCACAUGAUCACCGCCCAAGCGUUUGCACACAUGCUCGAAAAGACGUGGGAGCAGACGCAGUCCAUCGCGUUUCUUGACGCCCCCGAAGACAAAUGGAAGCAGCUCAUUCUCGUCCUCGAUCCGGCGCUGCGGCUCCGCGCGAUGCACCAGAUCCUCGACCGAGAGCAUCUCCGGUGCCAUGAUGCGUUCAUCCAAGCGCAACUCAUCGACGUCGACGACGAAUUCCAAAAGCACAUUGCCAAGUUCCACCACCACAACGCCCACGAGUUCCAUACGAUCGUGCAUCGGCGAACGCGCCUCCAGCUGCGCUGCGUCGUCGAGGGCACGUGGAACGUCAUCCGCGGCACGGCGGGCGGCAUCCCCAACAUGAACCGGUCCUGCAAAGAGCUCAUCGACAUUGACGCUGACACAUCGUACGUCACGGGGUG
Saprolegnia parasitica CBS 223.65 is the source of this 830-nucleotide messenger RNA. RefSeq lists its product as hypothetical. The annotation marks the transcript as partial. Lineage: Eukaryota; Oomycota; Saprolegniomycetes; Saprolegniales; Saprolegniaceae. The record is from RefSeq and is a predicted model, not a curated record. The transcript has a single exon.